Hipposideros armiger (great roundleaf bat) is the source of this 6380-nucleotide messenger RNA. It is a transcript of the gene PI4KA, whose product is annotated as phosphatidylinositol 4-kinase alpha. The record is from RefSeq and is a predicted model, not a curated record. NCBI's taxonomy places the organism in Eukaryota, Metazoa, Chordata, Mammalia, Chiroptera, Hipposideridae. Gene Ontology annotation, cellular component: cytoplasm; plasma membrane. Gene Ontology annotation, biological process: phosphatidylinositol-mediated signaling; phosphatidylinositol phosphate biosynthetic process. Gene Ontology annotation, molecular function: 1-phosphatidylinositol 4-kinase activity. The coding region runs from base 15 to 5993 and encodes 1992 amino acids. The transcript has 53 exons.
AAAAGCUGCUUUGUAUGUGCCCAGUAGAUUUCCAUGGGAUCUUCCAAUUAGAUGAAAGACGGAGAGAUGCGGUGAUUGCGUUGGGCAUUUUUCUCAUUGAGUCUGAUCUUCAGCACAAAGAUUCUGUGGUUCCUUACCUUCUUCGACUUCUUAAAGGUCUUCCGAAAGUGUAUUGGGUAGAAGAAAGCACAGCUCGGAAAGGCAGAGAUGAAAAGGCUCACUCCUGGAAUGAGAUUCUAGAGGCACUUUUGCAGGUUUUGCAUGUCCUUCUGGACAUGUGCCAGGCCUUGGAGAGUCAAGAAAAAGAAUACCUUUGCAAAUACGCAAUCCCAUGCCUGAUUGGAAUCUCGCGAGCAUUUGGCCGUUACAGCAACACAGAAGAGUCUCUCCUCUCGAAACUCUUUCCCAAAGUCCCUCCUCAUUCCCUCCGAGUCCCAGAGGAGCUGGAAGGCGUGCGGAGGCGCUCCUUCAAUGACUUCCGCUCCAUCCUCCCCAGCAAUUUGCUGACUGUGUGUCAGGAGGGCACCCUGAAGAGGAAGACCAGCAGUGUGUCCAGCAUCUCUCAGGUCAGCCCCGAACGUGGGAUUCCCCCUCCCAGUUCCCCUGGAGGAUCCGCCUUUCACUGCUUUGAAGUCUCUUACUUACCUGAUGGGAGUGCCCUGGACCCCGAUUACUACUUCUCCACCAUCAGCUCCAGCUUUUCAGUUUCUCCUCUGUUCAAUGGCGUCACCUAUAAGGAGUUCAGUAUUCCACUUGAAAUGCUUCGGGAACUCCUAAACUUGGUGAAGAAGAUCGUUGAGGAACCUGUUCUCAAAUCCUUGGAUGCAGUUACAGCCAGUGUCAUAGAGGCCAACCCCAGCGCUGAUCUCUACUACACCACGUUCAGCGACCCCCUCUAUGUGGCCAUGUUUAAGAUGCUGCGCGACACUCUGUACUACAUGAAAGAUCUCCCGACCGCCUUUGUAAAGGAGAUUCAUGAUUUUGUGCUGGAGCAGUUCAACACAAGUCAGGGGGAGCUUCAGAAGAUUCUGCACGAUGCGGACCGGAUCCACAGUGAGCUGAGCCCCCUCAAGCUGCGCUGCCAGGCAAACGCCUCCUGUGUGGACCUCAUGGUGUGGGCCGUGAAGGACGAGCAGGGUGCAGAAAAUCUUUGCAUUAAGCUGUCUGAGAAGCUGCAGUCCAAGACGUCCAGCAAAGUCAUCAUCGCUCAUUUGCCCUUGCUCAUCUGCUGUCUGCAGGGUCUGGGCCGCCUUUGUGAGAGGUUCCCAGUGGUGGUGCACUCGGUGAUGCCGUCUCUGCGGGACUUCCUGGUCGUCCCAUCCCCCGUGCUGGUGAAGCUCUAUAAGUGCCACAGUCAGUACCACACAGUUGCUGGCAAUGAUAUAAAAAUCAGUGUAACCAACGAGCAUUCGGAGUCAACGCUGAGUGUCAUGUCGGGAAAGAAGAGCCAGCCGUCCAUGUACGAGCAGCUCCGCGACAUUGCCAUCGAUAACAUCUGCAGGUGCCUGAAAGCUGGCCUGACGGUAGAUGCGGUGAUCGUAGAGGCCUUCCUGGCCAGCCUCUCUAACCGGCUCUACAUCUCCCAGGAGAGUGACAAGGAUGCUCACUUGAUUCCCGACCACACCAUCCGAGCCUUGGGACACAUCGCAGUGGCCCUGAGGGACACCCCAAAGGUUAUGGAGCCAAUUCUGCAGAUCCUGCAGCAGAAAUUCUGCCAGCCACCCUCCCCCCUCGACGUGCUCAUCAUCGACCAGCUGGGCUGCCUGGUUAUCACUGGAAAUCAAUACAUUUAUCAGGAAGUGUGGAACCUCUUCCAGCAGAUCAGUGUCAAGGCCAGCUCUGUCGUGUACUCUGCCACUAAAGAUUACAAGGACCAUGGCUACAGGCACUGCUCCCUGGCGGUGAUCAAUGCCCUGGCCAACAUCGCAGCCAACAUCCAGGACGAGCACCUCGUGGACGAGCUGCUCAUGAACCUGCUGGAGCUGUUUGUGCAGCUGGGGCUGGAGGGAAAGCGCGCCAGUGAGAGGGCCAGCGAGAAGGGGCCUGCCCUGAAGGCUUCUAGCAGUGCAGGAAACUUGGGCGUACUCAUUCCUGUAAUAGCUGUGCUGACCCGACGGUUGCCGCCCAUCAAGGAAGCUAAGCCGCGGUUGCAGAAGCUCUUCCGGGACUUCUGGCUCUAUUCUGUCCUGAUGGGAUUCGCCGAGGAGGGGUCAGGACUCUGGCCAGAAGAAUGGUAUGAGGGGGUCUGUGAAAUAGCCACCAAGUCCCCCCUGCUCACUUUUCCCAGCAAAGAGCCGCUGCGGUCCGUCCUCCAGUACAACUCAGCCAUGAAAAACGACACAGUCACCCCCGCUGAACUGAGCGAGCUCCGCAGCACCAUCAUCAACCUGUUGGACCCUGCCCCCGAGGUGUCCGCCCUCAUCAACAAGCUGGACUUUGCCAUGUCUACCUAUCUCUUGUCUGUUUAUCGGCUGGAAUAUAUGAGGGUUCUGCGCUCAACAGGUCCUGACCGCUUCCAGGUCAUGUUCUGCUACUUUGAGGAUAAAGCUAUUCAGAAAGACAAGUCUGGGAUGAUGCAGUGUGUGAUUGCCGUCGCAGACAAAGUUUUUGACGCCUUCCUGAACAUGAUGGCAGAUAAAGCAAAGACCAAGGAGAAUGAGGAGGAGCUGGAGCGGCAUGCGCAGUUUCUCCUGGUGAAUUUCAACCACAUUCACAAGAGGAUACGGAGAGUGGCGGACAAGUACCUGUCUGGUCUGGUGGAUAAGUUUCCCCACUUGCUCUGGAGCGGGACGGUGCUGAAGACCAUGCUGGACAUCCUCCAGACCCUGUCAUUGUCACUGAGCGCUGAUAUUCACAAGGACCAGCCUUACUACAACAUUCCUGACGCCCCCUAUCGGAUCACUGUUCCUGACACGUAUGAAGCCCGAGAGAGCAUUGUGAAGGACUUCGCUGCACGCUGUGGAAUGAUCCUACAGGAGGCGAUGAAGUGGGCGCCUACGGUCACCAAGUCCCACCUACAGGAAUAUCUGAACAAACAUCAGAACUGGAUGUCAGGACUGUCUCAGCACACAGGACUGGCCUUGGCCACCGAGAGCAUCCUUAACUAUGCCGGCUACAACAAGCAGAACACGACUCUCGGGGUGUAUGGGAUGAUUCGUUUCUCAGACACCACAGGCCAGAUAUCUGACCUGAACAAAAUGAUGGUCCAGGAGCUGAACACAGCGUUAGACCUUGGUAAUCCUCAGCACUACACACAGGCCAUGUUUAAGCUGACAGCGAUGCUCAUCAGCAGCAAAGAUUGUGACCCACAGCUCCUCCAUCAUCUGUGUUGGGGUCCCCUCCGGAUGUUCAACGAGCAUGGCAUGGAGUCUGCCCUGGCCUGCUGGGAGUGGCUGCUGGCUGGCAAGAAUGGAGUGGAAGUGCCGUUCAUGCGGGAGAUGGCAGGGGCCUGGCAGAUGACAGUGGAGCAAAAGUUUGGACUAUUUUCUGCGGAGAUAAAGGAAGCAGACCCCCUGGCAGCAUCGGAAGCCAGUCAGCCCAAACCCUGUGCUCCCGAAGUGACCCCUCACUAUAUCUGGAUUGACUUCCUGGUGCAGCGGUUUGAAAUCGCCAAGUACUGCAGCUCUGACCAAGUAGAGAUCUUCUCCAGCCUGCUGCAGCGCUCAAUGUCCCUGAACAUCGGCGGGGCCAAGGGGAGCAUGAACCGGCAUGUGGCAGCCAUUGGACCCCGCUUUAAACUGCUGACCCUGGGGCUGUCCCUCCUACACGCUGACGUGGUUCCUAACGCAACCAUCCGCAACGUGCUCCGUGAGAAGAUCUACUCGACCGCCUUUGACUACUUCAGUUGUCCCCCGAAGUUCCCUACUCAAGGAGAAAAGAGGCUGCGUGAAGACAUAAGCAUAAUGAUUAAAUUUUGGACUGCCAUGUUCUCAGAUAAGAAGUACCUGACCGCCAGCCAGCUUGUUCCCCCAGAUAACCAAGACACCCGGAGCAAUCUGGACAUAGCAGUCGGCUCUCGCCAACAGGCCACGCAAGGCUGGAUAAACACAUACCCCCUGUCCAGCGGCAUGUCAACCAUCUCCAAGAAGUCAGGCAUGUCCAAGAAAACCAACCGGGGCUCCCAGCUGCACAAGUACUACAUGAAGCGCAGAACACUGCUGCUGUCCCUCCUGGCCACUGAGAUUGAGCGUCUCAUCACCUGGUACAACCCACUGUCAGCCCCAGAGCUGGAGCUGGACCAGACUGGGGAGAACAGCGUGGCCAACUGGAGAUCCAAGUACAUCACUCUGAGUGAGAAGCAGUGGAAAGAUAAUGUGAACCUCGCCUGGAGCAUCUCUCCUUACCUGGCCGUGCAGCUGCCAGCCAGGUUUAAGAACACAGAAGCCAUUGGCAAUGAAGUGACCCGACUGGUUCGGUUGGACCCUGGAGCCGUUAGUGACAUCCCGGAAGCUAUCAAGUUCCUAGUCACCUGGCACACCAUCGACGCCGACGCGCCCGAGCUCAGCCACGUGCUGUGCUGGGCACCCGCCGACCCACCCACGGGCCUCUCCUACUUCUCUAGCAUGUACCCGCCCCAUCCUCUCACGGCACAGUACGGGGUGAAGGUCCUGCGGUCCUUCCCACCGGAUGCCAUCCUGUUCUAUAUCCCCCAGAUUGUGCAGGCCCUCAGGUAUGACAAGAUGGGCUAUGUGCGGGAGUAUAUUCUGUGGGCAGCAUCCAAAUCCCAGCUUCUGGCACACCAGUUUAUCUGGAAUAUGAAAACAAAUAUCUAUCUAGAUGAAGAGGGGCACCAGAAAGACCCCGACAUUGGUGACCUCCUGGAGGAGUUAGUGGAGGAGAUCACAGGCUCCUUGUCAGGCCCGGCCAAGGACUUCUAUCAGCGGGAAUUUGAUUUCUUUAACAAGAUCACCAACGUAUCAGCCAUCAUCAAGCCCUACCCUAAAGGAGACGAGAGAAAGAAGGCUUGUCUGUCGGCUCUGUCUGAAGUGAAAGUGCAGCCUGGCUGCUACUUGCCCAGCAACCCUGAGGCCAUCGUGCUGGACAUCGACUACAAGUCGGGGACACCCAUGCAGAGUGCUGCAAAAGCUCCGUAUCUGGCAAAAUUUAAGGUGAAACGAUGUGGAGUUAGUGAACUUGAAAAAGAAGGUCUGCGAUGCCGCUCGGACUCUGAGGACCAGUGUGGUGCACAGGAGGCCGAAGGCCAGAAGAUUUCCUGGCAGGCAGCCAUCUUCAAAGUGGGAGAUGACUGCCGACAGGACAUGCUGGCCUUGCAGAUCAUCGACCUCUUCAAAAACAUCUUCCAGCUAGUCGGCCUAGACCUCUUUGUCUUCCCCUACCGCGUGGUGGCCACAGCCCCCGGGUGUGGGGUGAUCGAGUGCAUCCCCGACUGCACCUCUCGGGACCAGCUGGGCCGCCAGACGGACUUCGGCAUGUACGACUACUUCACGCGCCAGUAUGGGGAUGAGUCCACCCUGGCCUUCCAGCAGGCGCGCUACAACUUCAUCCGCAGCAUGGCCGCCUACAGCCUUCUGCUGUUCCUGCUGCAGAUCAAGGACAGACACAACGGCAACAUCAUGCUGGACAAGAAGGGCCAUAUCAUCCACAUCGACUUUGGCUUCAUGUUUGAAAGCUCACCGGGUGGCAACCUUGGCUGGGAACCGGACAUCAAGCUGACAGACGAGAUGGUGAUGAUCAUGGGAGGCAAGAUGGAGGCCACGCCCUUCAAGUGGUUCAUGGAGAUGUGUGUCCGUGGCUACCUGGCCGUGCGGCCCUACAUGGAUGCGGUCGUCUCUCUGGUCACCCUCAUGUUGGACACAGGCCUGCCCUGCUUCCGUGGCCAGACAAUCAAGCUCUUGAAGCACAGGUUCAACCCCAAUAUGACCGAGCGAGAGGCUGCGAAUUUCAUCAUGAAGGUCAUUCAGAGCUGCUUCCUCAGCAACAGGAGCCGGACCUACGACAUGAUCCAGUACUAUCAGAACGACAUCCCCUACUGAGGAUGACGUCAGACCACCAGCUGUCGUGGGCGCCUCACCCAAGCUGUCCGCAAUCAUAGAACCAUGCGAGCACUUCCCUGUCCCUCCGCUGUGCGAGGUCAAAGGGGGUGAACUGUUAGCGGCAUUUCAUCGAAUGGAGUUAUUUUUAUAGGACAAAAGCAGCGCACCCCUGCAGAGCCUGGCCACCUUAAGUGUGGCCCACAUGUGGCAUGUAAGACUGAAACGACAAUCAUCUGAUGGUACUGUCUCUGCAUGGGUGUGAAUACUUUGCACUGAACACAUUCCCUACCUGUAUUAUUUCAUAGGUACAUGAAGUAUUUUCUCAUGUAUAAAAAACAUUAUAUUCAACGUAAGAUUUAACCAACAUAAAGAAAAUAACCAACAAAA